CACUAAAAUGCAUGUGUUUCCAGCCAGGCCAGACCCUGGAGAAGGAUAUGGAUAGUCCGGCGCUGCCCACCCCCAAUAUCAAGUUCGGUUGGAUCAAAGGCGUGCUGAUGCGCUGUCUUCUCAACAUAUGGGGCGUUAUGCUCUUCCUCCGACUCUCCUGGGUCGUCGGUCAGGCGGGAAUCAUACAAGCGAUGCUCCUGAUUCUGACGACAUCUGUGGUGACCACUAUAACUGCGCUCUCAAUGUCCGCUAUCAGCACCAAUGGAGUUAUUAAAGGAGGUGGUACAUAUUACAUGAUCUCGCGGUCUCUGGGGCCGGAGUUCGGAGGCUCUAUUGGUCUGAUCUUCGCGAUG
This is a messenger RNA of Papilio polytes (common Mormon), 353 nucleotides long. Its product is annotated as solute carrier family 12 member 1-like. The record is from RefSeq and is a predicted model, not a curated record. Gene Ontology annotation, molecular function: sodium:potassium:chloride symporter activity. Gene Ontology annotation, cellular component: membrane. The annotation marks the transcript as partial. Gene Ontology annotation, biological process: potassium ion homeostasis; potassium ion import across plasma membrane; chloride ion homeostasis. Lineage: Eukaryota; Metazoa; Arthropoda; Insecta; Lepidoptera; Papilionidae. The transcript is spliced from 3 exons.